AUUCUCUCCCUCUUCCUCCGCAAUCACAUGCUUUCCGACCCAAUUCCGUUUCACAAUUUCACUGCCAAACAAAAAAAGAGAAGAACUCCAUUACUCCACACUCUCACAGCUUCUUCUUCUUCACCACUCCACUCACUCAAACCCAACGAACAACAAAAAGAAAUGUACGCCAAAUACGCGAAAUCGUCGGAUUCCGACCUGACCAGCCUCGAGCCGUCGUCGCCGCGAUCCCCAAAGCGGCCGGUGUACUACGUGCAGAGCCCAUCGCGAGACUCCCACGACGACGGCGACAAAUCCGCCACCGCCUCUUCCUCCUCGCUGCCGAACACCACUCCGAUCGACUCCCCUUCCCACCCUUACUACCACCCGGGCCGCCACUCACGCGCAUCCUCAUCGAGCCGCGUCUCCGGCGGAUCCUACCCCUCCUCCGCCUCCGCCACCCGGAAACCCACCGGGAAAAUCAGACGGUGGCCCAGUUCCGCCGGGAACUGCCACGUCAUCCUCGAGGAAGGAGGAGGCGAUUAUGAUGGCUACGGCGACCCGGCCAGGUGCCGGGUCCUGCUGGCGGUCAUGGGUUUGGCCGCGAUUUUCACGGCGUUCUGUUUCCUUCUCUGGGGCGCCAGCCGUCCUUUCAGCCCCCAAAUCACUGUCAAGAGCUUGACGGUUCACAAUUUCUACUUCGGGCAAGGAUCGGACCUGACAGGGGUCCCGACGAAAAUGCUCACCACCAACUGUUCCGUGGGGAUCAAGGUUUAUAACCCGGCUUCGUUCUUCGGAAUCAGCGUGAGCUCGACUCCGGUUCAUAUCAUGUUCUCCCAGCUCGUUGUCGCGACAGGCCAGCUGAGGUCGUAUUACCAGCCGAGGAAGAGCCACAAGGCAGUCUCGGUCAAUGUCAAGGGGAUGAGGGUGCCUCUCUACGGUGCAGGGGCGAGCCUGACAAGAUCGGCGGAGGAGGAAGUGCAAGUUCCGGUGAGGUUGGUGUUUGAGGUGAGGUCGAGAGGCUACGUUGUGGGGAAGCUGGUGAAGUCUAGGCAUACACAGAGGAUCUCUUGUGCCCUGAUGUUUGAUUCUCGAACAAGCAACCCCAUUCGGCUUAAGAAGCAUUCUUGUACGUACAAGCUCGUAUGA
Messenger RNA from Linum tenue, 1128 nucleotides. NCBI's taxonomy places the organism in Eukaryota, Viridiplantae, Streptophyta, Magnoliopsida, Malpighiales, Linaceae. The record is from the annotation of a GenBank genome assembly.